CUAAGCGUUUUUCUAGUACAUUUGCAAAAUGUUAGUUUUGCGGAUAGUGCUGAUUUUAAUAAUAAACAUUUAUAGUUGCAGUACCAGUAAUGAGUCAGUCACUAUUCAUACAUCUGUAUUUGGGAAUAAAGAGUAUUUUAUUUCAGGUAGUGAGGCAGGAUAUUUUCAAGCACAUGCCAUUUGUUCAAAGCUAGGGAUGCGGCCUGUUACGAUUAUGACUAGCCAAAUUAAUGAAUUUUUACUUCACGAUAUAAUUGAUGAAAAUUUGACAGCGAAUGCAUUUUGGACAGCCGGAUCAACAGUAUUAAAUAAAGAUGUGUGGAAUUGGUUAACGUAUGUCAUUAAAUUCGAGUACAAUCAGUUGCCAGAGAAUCUGGAUGAUGUUGAAAAUAAAAGAUGUUUAAAAAUUAUGGUAGAAAACGAAAAAACGCUUAAAUGGGUAACUGAAGAUUGCUCAAAAGCAAACUUAUUUAUGUGUGAACAAUAUGUAAAACAGGAACCAUUUGUUGAUUUGCUGGAAAGCUUCAAAAAUCCCCUCGGUUUGAUUGAAAACAUGCCAAUUUUCAACGAUAACGAAGACGUUCACUUUGUAAUAAAUUAUAUGAAGGAAUCAUACCAUUCAGCGAAUCAGAUAUGUCAUGCACUAGAAAUGGAACUUUUAUAUAUUGAAUCUGAAGAAGAAAACGAAAUGUUAAAAGAUUACAUAAAAUCAGCAGGAACUGACAGCGGAGCUUUCUGGUCUAGCGGCCACCGCAUAUUUGACAAAGUUAGCUGGUACUGGUUGGGCAGUGCUAUGCCAUUAGAAUAUACUAAUUGGGCCAUUGGAAAGCCGGAGAAAAACGAAAACUACUGUCUAAAAGUUGAACUAGGAGAUGAAGGCCUGACAUGGAGUGAAUUUGAUUGCACGGCUCGUCUGCCUUUCAUUUGCAAAGCUGAUUUAAGAGAGCAUGAAGAUGAAGAUGGUGAAGAGGAAUAAGAUGAUUAAAUAGAAAAAAGUACCUGUAGGAUGUUCAAUAUUAACUGAUUUUGCUUGUCCCAAAUAUGAAAUUAUUAUUUUUGUACUACUAUAGAAGCAUAGAAGGUUUAAAGCAAAUCAGCUCUUAGGUACUUUUAUAGUUAAGAAUUUUUGUUAGAAAUACUGGAAUAGUAAAAUAAAAAAU
Molecule: messenger RNA, 1160 nt
Organism: Psylliodes chrysocephalus
Lineage: Eukaryota; Metazoa; Arthropoda; Insecta; Coleoptera; Chrysomelidae
Source: the annotation of a GenBank genome assembly